AUGAAUAUGACAAGGAAGAUAGAACUGAAAACCCAAUUCCUAACGGCGCACAGACCGGAUCAGAUGGUUUUGGCAUGAGACAUGGCUAUCAAAGAAUUCAAAACGAAGAAGAGAACAGACUGUCACGCAACACCGAUGAAAUUCCUGUGGAUGACGCGAGUCCGGUUACCUGUUCGAUGUUUGUGCUGGGAUGUGUGCAACUUCUGCCUGAUUUAAAGUCAUCGUUUAACGUUAAGUUGGCUGUUUUAAUGUUUUGCAUUUUCCCAUUUUCCUUUUAUUUUCCGUCUGGCAUUAUUCUUUGUCUUUAAGCCAAAAUAUAUCCAUGAACGCCUAAAGCAGCCCAUUUCCUUAAGUCCAGAAUUUUCAGGGCUCUUUCUUGGUAAGAUGUCACCGAGCACAAUCUUGGUCUUUAUAUUUACCGUUCCAAUACUACCAUGUUGGACAACAGUUUUGCUUCUAAAACCGAAGGAUUUGUUUCUGACUGAUUGUCGCCUAUGUAAUAGAGUAAACUCACAUUCUGUUAGUAUUGGAAAUGAGGCCCUUCAUCAUUUAAAAUUGUUGCCGGAAGAGGGGUACAUUCUUUUGUUAGGUUUUCGUUACCUGCACAACAGAGGCCUAAAAAAACUUGCCUGUUACUCAAAGAAAAAUUAUAGGGGAUCGCGAAUGAGGCGCGCUCUGUUCAGUUUGUGGCUUAUAUUUCCAAUUUUAUUCACGCUAUUCCUUGGCCUUGUUUGGGGAGUAAUCUGUUUGUUUUUUCUUUUAGUUUCAGUAAUUAUUUUGGCUUUUAAGUUAUCACCAGUUACGAUUCUGUUGGUAAGCAUGGGCCAGAAAAUUUAUAGUAGGAUAGAGAGAGUAAGCGAUAGUAUUAGCUGGAUUUUGUUGAUAGUUUUAUUGUUUUUUUUCGUUCUGUUUACACUAUAUCUGGUUGUUAUACUGUGUAUUUUGAUUGGUGGAGUAUUUAUAUUAUCUACCUUUUUUGUCGGAAUAUUAGGAUUCACAACAAUGGGAUUAGUUCUAAACGUUGAAAUUGUAACUCCUUAUGCAUCCUUUUUGGUCGUUGUCAUAACAAACGUCUAUUUUUGUUAUGCUAAUUUGCAGAGAAAUUACAUGGAAGUUAAAGAAUUUAUCUUAAAAUACAGGCAGCAAGAAUUAGAUUCGAUCAGUGGUACUGAUCAGAGCACAAUUCCAACAAAUCUGUUUUGGUUCGUGAGUGAUGAAGUGCUUCCAGUUACAACUGAAAUCUGCCUGAUGCUUCGCGACAUUGCUGUUAUUGUCAUAUUUCUGUUUUUAACGAUAUCUUCUAUCAUUUUCUUCAGAAAUGAGUACGAAAUUUCGACGCUUGUGUCUACCAUUGCCGUGUUUAUAAGUGGCGCAAUUCCCAGUCUGUUUCUUAAAGGACUGACUAGAGGGAAGAAUUUUAGUGGCUGGAGAAGGGUCCUACUAGAAAGGAAAAUUAAAGCGGCAGUCAGAAAAUACGCGCGAGAAGGUAGCCGAGUAGGUAUAAACAGAGAAACCGUAGAGAGAAGUUCGUUCCAAAAUGACGGUUAUUUAGUUGUAUAA
Porites lobata is the source of this 1560-nucleotide messenger RNA. Lineage: Eukaryota; Metazoa; Cnidaria; Anthozoa; Scleractinia; Poritidae. The record is from the annotation of a GenBank genome assembly.